AUGUCAUCAACAAGCUCAACAGUUUACAAACUGUUGCUUACACUGUCAACUCUUCUUGUUUUGUCUUUGACCUUUAGCACAGCAGUUGUCAAUGCUCAACAAUCAACUUGUGUGCAGACUCCUUGGGCCACAGGAUGCACAGACUUUGUGUAUCCUGCUGUGAACGUCUCUCAGGAUAUUGAUAACCUUUGCGACCCAGACGGUGGAAUGCCCUAUAUGGCCGUCUGCUCCAUCAACAACACUUGUUCGCAAAAGGCCAUUAAUUCUGGUGUUUGCCAACCACUUAGCGUGCUGGCCGACGGUUGCCAGUUCGACAUGCCAGGCAUGUCUGGUUGCAGCAACUACAAGUCAAUGUGUGGCGUUGCAAACUCUACCGUUGCCGAGUGCAAGACAUAUCAGGCCAUCCCUAACCUCAUUAGUACCAAGCAGCUCAAUCUAAUGGUCUAUAACAUCUGCCACGAGAUGAACAUGGAGUCCUGUAGCAAGUGCCCAUGGCAGACGACCCCGCCUGGCACCUAUCUCGACUGUGAUCUACUUCUCGUGUACAGUCAGUUGUGCCAGCAAAUGCCAACGAUGGGACAGUGCCAGCAAUGGAAGACAUUCUGUGCACAAGGCACCGCAUUGGAGAAGUCCCCACUCUCAAGCACAUACUGUUCUCAACCGGAAGGCCAGAAAGUGCCACUCAUGCGAAUGUACUUCCACACUGGAAUUCUCGACUAUGUCCUAUUCAAGGACUGGGUACCACAGAACAAUGGCCAGUACACUGGCUACUGGUUCUUGGUCUUCUUCUUUGCCAUACUCUUUGAAUGUGAAAAGACGCUCAGAGCAAUGCUUGAGAAGAAAUGGGAAGCAGUCCGCCAGAAGAACCUUGAGAUCAAUGGUGAGGAAGUAUCAAGCUUGGGUGGUAUCAGAGGUUCUUUCCCUCCAUUCAAUAUCAAGGUGGACGUUGUCAGAGGAUUCUUGACAGGAGUUGAACUGACAAUGAGUUAUCUAUUGAUGCUUGUUGCAAUGACAUUCAACGUUGCUCUGUUCUUUAGUGUCAUUGCAGGAACAAUCGUUGGCAAUAUCUUGGUGGGAAGAUUUCGUUCAUACAAGCCCAAAGUCACCUGUUGCGACUAA
Acytostelium subglobosum LB1 is the source of this 1119-nucleotide messenger RNA. RefSeq lists its product as hypothetical. The record is from RefSeq and is a predicted model, not a curated record. Gene Ontology annotation, biological process: copper ion transmembrane transport. The transcript has 2 exons. Gene Ontology annotation, molecular function: copper ion transmembrane transporter activity. Bases 1 to 1119 code for a protein of 372 amino acids. Gene Ontology annotation, cellular component: membrane. Lineage: Eukaryota; Evosea; Eumycetozoa; Acytosteliales; Acytosteliaceae.